CAGUACGUCAUGUUUUCUCACCGCUGGAGUACAGGCGAGCCAUCACUGCGCGAUGUCGAGGGCCACCCGAUAUAUGGCAUGUCAACAGUCGGGGGCCUUGGAAAGCUCCAAGCCUUUUGUCUUGUUGCCUGCGAGCGGGGUUACCUGUGGGCAUGGAGCGACACUUGCUGCAUAGACAGAGAUAGUAGCGCCGAGUUGCAAGAGGCUAUAGGGUCGAUGUUCGCGUGGUACCGACAGUCUUCCCUGACUAUCGUGUACCUCUCUGAUAUUCCGGAUACCGGUUCAUUCGCGAACAGCGAGUGGUUUCGACGUGGGUGGACCUUGCAAGAACUACUGGCUUCCCGAAACAUAUUAUUCUAUACUCAAGCCUGGUCACUUUAUAAGAACGUCACGUCUUCGAACCAUAAAGCUGAUAUCGCCGUGUUGGAAGAGCUGGAAAGAGCAACCGGAAUAGAGUCCCGGUUCCUCACCAAUUUUUCUCCAGGUAUGGAUGAUGCACGUUCGAGACUCCAAUGGGCCUCAUUGCGUGCUACCACCCGGCCUGAAGAUAUUGCCUACUCACUGUUCGGGAUCUUUAAUCUCCACCUGCCCGUUCUGUAUGGCGAAUCUGCUGAGAACGCGCUUGGCCGCCUCCUCUCCGAAAUCAUUUCGCAGUCUGGGGAUAUCUCGGUUCUGGAUUGG
Molecule: messenger RNA, 681 nt
Organism: Pisolithus orientalis
Lineage: Eukaryota; Fungi; Basidiomycota; Agaricomycetes; Boletales; Pisolithaceae
Exons: 1
Source: RefSeq, a predicted model, not a curated record